UGGCCAUUUCUCCUACUGACACUCCUUGGCUUUUGUUGCACCAUUCUCAAAAUUCUUUCCAAGUGCUCAACAAUUUUUUCUUACUCCCAAUUUCUUAUCUUUUUUUUUUGCACCUUCUUCCGGCAUCUGUUGUUACUCUUUUUUUUCCUUGCCUCUGCUCUAUGGCUAAGAACAAACCCGUAGCCUCCUCCUCGUGACUCUCCAAAGAAGUACCAACAGAUUUUGUGUGAAGGCUUCAAUCUUUUUGGUUACCCAUUUCGACAACUUAUAAGGUUCCAACCUGAUUCUGUUGAUAACCAGUAUUGUGUAUAUGGCCCAAACUUUCAUUCCUUCAAGAUUUUUCAUUCGAAUUUGCCCCAUUCAUUAGCUCUGAUAUGAUAUCAAUAGAAAAGAACCAUGAGAUGAGCAUUUGAAUGACCUCACAAACUGACCUCAUGCCUGUUUUGGCAUCAAUUCUAUUCUUCCACUUUGAUCAUACAGUAAAGGGUACAAGUUUGGGUACACACUCUGUUUUUUUUCAGCUUCUAUUACUACCCAUUAGACAUUGAUAUUUGUUUGUGCUAUCUUGAGUAUGGAAAUCCCACUCCUAAGCUACCAUUUUCCUUUCACUGUCAAGGACAGGAAAUCUAUGUUUUCUGGGUAUUGUUUUUCAUUUAGUAGGAGAAAAUGGAUAAACCCUUUUGAUAGGAUUAGGUGUUGUUCACUGGAAGUACAAGGGGUGCAGCAGCCAUGGCUGAAGCCGAAACCGUCGAAAAUUGAUGUUGGGGAGAGGAAAGAGACGGUUUUGGAAGAACCCCAGAUGAGAAAACAUCCCAGUUCUGGGAUUUGUAGUCAGAUAGAGAAGUUGGUUUUAAAUAAGAGGUAUAGGGAGGCACUUGAGUUGUUUGAGAUUUUGGAGUUUGAGGGUGGUUUUGAAUUGGAAUCUAGCACAUAUGAUGCACUGAUUAGCGCUUGCAUAGGUUUGAAGUCGAUUAGAGGGGUGAAAAGGGUGUUUAGUUAUAUGAGCAGUAAUGGGUUUGACUUGGAUUUGUAUAUGAGGAACAGGGUGCUGCUUAUGCAUGUCAAAUGUGGGAUGAUGAUUGAUGCGCGUAAGUUGUUUGUUGAAAUGCCAGAGAAGAAUUUGGUCUCCUGGAAUAUGAUAAUUGGGGGGCUUGUGGAUUCCGGUGAUUAUGCUGAGGUGUUCCGGCUGUUUUUAAUUAUGUGGGAGGAGUCUUUAGAUGGUGGGUCACGCACAUUUGCCAUGAUGAUUCGGGCAUCCGCUGGGUUGGGACAUAUUUUUGUGGGAAGACAGCUUCACACUUGUACUUUAAAGAUGGGUGUUGCUGACAAUAUAUUUGUGACUUGUGCUCUAAUUGACAUGUAUAGUAAGUGUGGGAGCAUUGAAGAUGCUCAAUGUGUAUUUGAUGAGAUGCCGGAGAAGACAACAGUUGGGUGGAAUUCCAUUAUUGCAGGUUAUGCACUUCAUGGUUAUAGUGAAGAAGCUGUCAGUAAGUUCUAUGAGAUGCGUGAUUCUGGUGUUGAAAUGGACCAUUUCACAUUUUCAAUGGUUUUAAGAAUAUGUACGAGGUUGGCUUCUUUAGAGCAUGCUAAGCAAGCUCAUGCGAGUUUAGUUCGUCAUGGUUUUGGAUUAGAUAUAGUAGCGAACACAGCACUUGUAGAUUUCUAUAGCAAAUGGGGGAGAAUGGAAGAUGCCCGUCAUGUCUUUGACAAGAUGCCACAAAAGAAUGUUAUAUCUUGGAAUGCCUUAAUUGCUGGCUAUGGUAAUCAUGGUCAUGGAGAAGAAGCUAUUGAGAUGUUUGAGCAGAUGCUUCAGGGAAAAAUGAUACCCGACCAUGUCACCUUUCUUGCAGUUUUAUCUGCUUGUAGUUAUUCAGGUUUAUCAGAACGUGGGUGGGCGUAUUUUAAAUCAAUGAGUAGGGAUCACAAGAUUAAGCCCCGUGCUAUGCAUUAUGCAUGUAUGAUUGAAUUAUUAGGUAAAGACGGUCUUUUAGAUGAAGCCUUUGCACUGAUAAAAAGUGCUCCAUUUAGGCCUACAGCUAACAUGUGGGCUGCCCUGCUGACAGCUUGUCGUGUCCAUGAGAAUUUAGAGAUUGGAAAAUUGGCUGCUGAGAAGCUUUAUGGAAUGGAGCCUGAAAAGCUUAGUAAUUAUUUUGUGCUUUUAAAUAUAUACAACAGCUCUGGCAAGUUGAAGGAAGCUGCUGCUGUUGUUCAGACCUUAAGAAGAAAGGGUAUGAGAAUGCUUCCAGAAUGCAGUUGGAUUGAAGUUAAAAAGCAGCCGUAUUUUUUCCAUUCUGGAGAUAAAAGCCAUGCCCAAACGAAAGGGAUAUACCAGAAAUUGGACAACUUGAUGCUAGAGAUUUCAAAACAUGGUUAUGUUCCUGAGAGAAAAAAUUUGCUUCCCGAUGUUGAUGUUCAGGAAGAGCGGGUUAUAUUGUACCACAGUGAGAAACUGGCAAUAGCUUUUGGGCUGAUCAACACUCCAGGUUGGACACCACUGCAAAUUGUGCAGAGCCAUCGGAUUUGUGGUGACUGCCACAGUGCAAUUAAGUUAAUAGCCAUGGUUACUGGACGUGAAAUUGUUGUGAGGGACGCUAGCAGAUUCCACCAUUUUAGAGAUGCCAGUUGUUCAUGUGGGGAUUAUUGGUGAUUACUAAAUAUGUUUGCAUCAAAGGGAUUAAACAAAAAAAUAUUUUAUUAACCAAAAAACACCGUAUCAGUCACACUUAUUGGUGUCUUUAUGUAGACAGUAUAAGCACAGGUAAAGUCAAUUUAGAACUGAGAGGUAAGAAAUCUUCAAUGCACGCCUGCAACAAUACAUUAAACCACCACACAAUUGGAACUAAAAUAAGAAACAAACGUCUCAGGAGCCUAAAUUACAAAUUUACUGAAGUUUUUUGCAAAUAGAACUCUGGCUUCUAUUCUUGUGUCUAAAAGUUACAACUACAAUGUGUAGUUUACACUACUGUAUCUGGCUCAGCCACCUUCACAUUGGUGUUUACUUUCUGACAAGUUCCAUUUCUUGGCUGCUCUCCCUCAAUGCAUAUCCCUGCUACAACUCAAGCCCUCAACCUAUCCAUCCCCUUCCCUCCUAAGAAGCACUGUUCUAGCUCUUUGGGAGAUUUUAACCUGGCAUUGGUACCACCACUAUGCUAACAAAUGCAGGUUCACAUAAUAACUAACAACUUAGAAUCAUGUAUCCAGUUAAGAGUACAAAGCUUUAAUCCUCUUGGCUGAGAUUGAAGCUUGAAGUUGAAAACUGCAAAAAGUUUGUACUCAUGACUCUUACAUCUUCUUGGCUGGUUGAUGAGGACUUAAUAGAUUAUCUUCUUGUAUGGAUUGUUCUGGAGCUCUAUUUCACUAUUGGCCAUUUGCUCCAAAUUCAGUUUCUGAGAUCCCCUUAGCCUGGACUCCGUAUUUUAUGGUUUAGUAUUACUAGUAUGGUUAAAGGCCUCUGGGAUGUGAAUAAUGGAUAGUUUGAUACAGCUUCUCAUCACAUAUUCAAAAUCAGAAGGCCUGAAUUCCUUCAACUUGAUAUAUAGCUGAAUUUAACCAAUGCUAUCAAGUAGCAUCCAAACCUUUUUUUUUUCGUCCAAGAUCAAUGGUUAGAUUGAUACUAAUCAACCAGGAUUCAUUAGUUUGACUUUGAGCUAGGACUGUCCAGAGUAUAAACUUAAUAAAAUGUUGGAUUUAUUGCUGUGGUGAGUAUUCUAGCUAGGCCUCUGGCAAACUAUAGAUAAUUUGAAAUUGGCUAUCAAUGGGAACCAUAUGAAAAUGGUGAGGAAUGCAUAGAAGCAAGAAACUGCGGCAGAAAAAAGAAUAUAAACAAAAAAAAUAUGAAGUUUCUAGUUGAAUUUUGAGUCAUUCAAUAAUCACAAGAAAAUGACUCUCAAUAUAACCGGCAGUCUGCAGAAUGAACAUUUGGACCACUCAAUAAAUGCAGAUUAAGAUCUUGCUCCUUAAAAUGAUCUUGAAUGAAAUUUCAGACAUCAUUUAUUUCAUUUCUGUGCAGAUUAUUCACAGCAGAUGAAAAGGUACCAUUAUCUCACAAAAACCACUGAAAUUUCAAAAUCUUUACAAUAGAUGCACCUAUGUUCUACCAUCUAUGACCUAUAUAUCUAAACAGAAAAGGAAAUGAUUUCCCUGAAGAUAUGUCAAACACAAAGUACAAAACUAGUCAGGUUGGAAAAUGCAUAUCAUGGUAUAUAUAGUAUGCUUUUUUCUUUUUGCAUCUGUUCAAGGCCUUGCUAUGCCGAACAAAAAUAAUUAAGCUUAAUCUUCAUCUUCUUCGAAUGAUUUCUAUGACUAUGAGCUCUCCUCAUU
Quercus lobata is the source of this 4320-nucleotide messenger RNA. RefSeq names its product pentatricopeptide repeat-containing protein At5g50390, chloroplastic-like. The transcript has a single exon. Bases 572 to 2647 code for a protein of 691 amino acids. NCBI's taxonomy places the organism in Eukaryota, Viridiplantae, Streptophyta, Magnoliopsida, Fagales, Fagaceae. Gene Ontology annotation, biological process: RNA modification. Gene Ontology annotation, molecular function: RNA binding; zinc ion binding; protein binding. The record is from RefSeq and is a predicted model, not a curated record.